AUGGCACCCCCCCGGAUGGUGAAGGAGACCCAAAAACUCACCGACCGAAUAGCAACCCUCAAUUGCUUCAUGUCAAAGUCAGCUGACCGCUACCUACCCUUCUUUUGUGCCAUCAAGAAGCUAAAAGAGUUUCAAUGGACGAAGGAGUGCCAGCGUGCCUUUGACGAGCUCAAGGCGUACCUUACUUUGCCUCCCCUUCUCACCCGGCUGACCGAAAGGGAAACCUUGUACCUAUACCUCUCAGCCAGAGAUGAGGCAAUCAGUUCAGUCCUCAUCAAGGAUGAUGGCGUGCAGAAACCGGUUUACUAUGCUAGCAAGGUCCUUUGCGACGCCGAAACCAAGUACCCCGAGGUAGAGAAGUUGGCUCUCGCCCUCGUGGUUUCAGCAAGGAAGCUUUGGCCAUACUUUCAGGCCCACACUGUAGUGGUCCUGACAAACCAAACCCUCAAGGCUGUCCUCAGCAAACCCAAGGUCUUGAGACACCUGACGAAGUGGGUCUUUAAGCUAUCUGAGUUUGAUGUUCAGUACCGGCAGAGACCCGUGAUCAAAGUACAAGCCUUGCCCCCAGAAAAUGCUGAGGGGGAUCAUGUGGACGACGAGGCUCAACUUCAAUGGAAGCUCUUUGUCGAUGGUUCAUACAAUGCUAAAGGAAGCAGAGCGGGCCUCGUCCUCCUCACCCCAGAUGAUGUUGUCCUGGAGUAUGCGUUAAGGUUUGACUUCCUUGCAUCAAACAAUGAAGCCGAGUACGAGGCCCUCCUCACUAGUUUGCAGCUUGCUAGCGACCUCGGCUCCUCAUACAUAGAAGCCUUCAACGACUCUCAACUGGUGGUAAAUCUGGUGAAUGGCGAGUAUGAGGCUAGGGAACAAAGUAUGUCCAAGUACCUCACUAAAGUCCAAGAUAUAGCCCGCCACUUCCAACGCUUCUCCUUGCAACGGGGCCCGCAAGCUAAGAACACACGAGAUGACGCCCUCUCUAAGUUGGUAAGUACCUCGAGCGGAUCCCCUGGCCAUAUUGUGCACGUCGAGAAGUUGCUUCGGACCUCCAUUGAAGAAACCCGAGUACUCCCAAUAGAGGCCAAACCUUCAUGGAUGGAUCCCAUCGUCAACUUCCUAUCAAUUGGACGGCUGCCCGAAGACAGAAAUGAGGCAAAGUGA
Nelumbo nucifera (sacred lotus) is the source of this 1155-nucleotide messenger RNA. RefSeq lists its product as uncharacterized. The record is from RefSeq and is a predicted model, not a curated record. Gene Ontology annotation, molecular function: RNA-DNA hybrid ribonuclease activity; nucleic acid binding. NCBI's taxonomy places the organism in Eukaryota, Viridiplantae, Streptophyta, Magnoliopsida, Proteales, Nelumbonaceae.